Molecule: messenger RNA, 1788 nt
Organism: Saccostrea cuccullata (small rock oyster)
Lineage: Eukaryota; Metazoa; Mollusca; Bivalvia; Ostreida; Ostreidae
Product: cell adhesion molecule 3-like
Exons: 5
Coding region: 132-1556 (474 amino acids)
Biological process (GO): cell-cell adhesion
Cellular component (GO): plasma membrane; cell-cell junction
Molecular function (GO): cell adhesion molecule binding
Source: RefSeq, a predicted model, not a curated record
CCUUAUUAUGUAUUUUCAAGGAAUAAAAGCUUAAUGUCUUGAUGGACGGCUCCAAUUGCUUUAUCAGAGCUGGGUUUUUGUAGAGGAUUGGUGUCGAUCAGCUUUCAGAGUGUGAAAUCUUCAGCAUUAAAAUGGAUAUGUUACUGGUUAUAUUCAGUAUUUUCAAACUGAUAGAGGCUAGCUCUGGAUUUCAUAUUAGUACGGAGGGGAGUAAAACAAUUGCCGACAUAGAAGCUGAAAAUGCAACUUUGAUUCUAAAUUGUUCAUAUAUAGAAGGUACAGUAAUUAUCAGUGACCAUGCCAUCACUUGGAGGAAAACCAGUGGUGAUAAUGUAGCUGGUUUUGCAAAACCAGGGGGUCCAGAUCCUGUUUAUUAUGCAGGUGGAGAAUAUCUUCGAAACAGAUCGGAACUUGUAACACCAACUGCAAAUUCAACAUAUGCUUUGAUUAUGAUAAACAAAGUGACUUGUGACGACGAGAAGCCGUCAUUCCAAUGCGCCAUAGUAUACAAUCAAGAUGGUUUUAAAACCGCAGUAUCUGGAGAAAUAUCGAUGUCACUUCAAAAGUCCUCCAAACAACCUCUUGAUAGUCCAUUGAUUUCAAGCACAGAAUUAGAAGAAAACCAAGACGUGGAAUUAUCAUGUAUCGGAGAUGUGGGGAAACCACCGGGGGUUCUAAAAUGGUGGAAAAUCCGUAAUAAUAACGACUUCUCUCUCAUCAAAGAAUCUGAUCCAAUACCCGAUGAAGCCGGAAAUUGUGAAGUUAUUACCAGUGUGAACACUACAUACACGGUCACAAGGGAUGAUAAUGGGGCCUUCUUUCGGUGCACCUCGCAUAACAACAUAACAAAGAAUGAAGAUCCAGAAGACACAUUACUGUAUAGAGAUACCAUAAAAAUAAAUGUCCUGUAUAAAGCUAUGGUUCUCAGAAUCAUCAGAGUCCCAGAACUGGAUGUGUAUCCAAUAUCCACUUCGAAGCUCAACCUGACGUGUUUAGCUGACGGAAACCCUGCACCAACUGACAAAGAUUACAAAUGGACCUUUCAACCUUUCCAUUCCAACACAACAAUAGAAAAGAAUUCGAAUGGGAAAUUUCUUUUAUUCCAGAGUCUUCAAGAAGCUGACUCUGGAACAUACACCUGUUCUGUCACAAAUACUUUAAAUUCGACACAUUUUUUAAAUGUUACAAUUAUUGUUAAUGGAACUAUUCCAGAACCAAAACCUUCUUUACACUGUCAUUCCAAUCCGUGUGGAGCUCUAGAGAAUUGUGUGGAAACUGGACAUGAGUACAAAUGUGAAACCAAUACCAUGAGUGUUGUUGGAGUCCUGUUUAUCGUUUUGACUAUAGCGUCCCUAUCUGUAUCGUUUGGACUUGCAUACUACCUGCGUAAACUUCACAAAGUUUCUCAAAUUGGCGUUCAGAACAGCAAAAUUAGCAGAGGUAACGCCAACACACUCCCAAUGACAGAAACAACGGGUGACCUAAAUACUCGCAAUGGAACUGUUCCCUCCAACGAGACAAAAGACGCUGUGUAUGCUCAAAUAAAAAAACCGUAAUCCUUACUACCAGAAAGUGGCCUUCCUUCAUUGACUGAUUCAUAAAUUAAAAAAAAAGAUACUUAAGCUGACAUUUCCUUUCAUCGAGUAUUAUUUCGAAAUGAUUCUAAGAGUGUAAGAAACAAAAUUUAGCCUUUCUCUAUAAAUAUUUUCAUACAAUCUGUGUGACACGGUGUAGUACUUUUUACAUAUGAUGUAUAUAAUUCUAUAAUUGUAAAAUAUAAUAUACAUG